AUGGACAACCAGGUCACCCCCAUCGACCAGCACGCCACACGCCUAUUCCACAAUACCCUGUCUUUCCUGGGAUUCCCUGUCAACACUGCGAUUUACUUCAGCAACAACGCCGCUGAGUGUAACCACCACGAUGGGAUAGAAGGCCAUGGUUGCCUGUCCUGCCCUUACAUCGACUCCUACGAUGCCGACGACGAGCUUCUGGAGGAAAGCAAUGACGAAUGGGAGAGCAGCGACAUCUAUUUUGAGGACGCCGACUCUCCCUUCUCUACCCGCCCCGCCGUGCGCUCACCUAUUAUGGGAGCGCCCUUGUCGCCACUCCUCAUGGAGAACAUCACAACCCUUGGCGAGCUCACCCUCUCCGGAGACUCAUCACCAACUUCCCGGGAUAUCCACGACGGGUUUUCAACACAGUCCACUAGCGCGAGCAUCCCACCCGCCGCUCUCCCAUGGACCGUUCAUCCCCUCCACCUUCCCGCGGGGGGUCCCAACCGAGACGACCCGUCACCAAGUCCUGCAGCAACCAUCACCAUCCCCAACCAUUUUCAACCUAUUCCCUCCUCCCUCCCCCCCGCUUCAUCCUCUCCCCUUCCCACCGCUCCCACCCCCACCCUCCUCAUCUUGUUCGACACCCUCAACCCCCCAACCUCACCCACACCACCAUCUAUCACCCUCUCACCCCCUUCCCCGCCCCACUUCCCCACCACCUCUACCAACACCACCACCAGCUACCAAAGCGACGCCCUCACCUACUACAGCGACGACUCCGCCUACGACGAAGCCUCUUCCGUCUCUUCCGUCUCAGACGGGAAAGAAGGUGGUGUUGGUGUUGGCGUUGGCGUUGGUGCUGGCGGCGGUUGGGGCCGGUGGCGCGGGGUUGCGGCGGCCGAGGUGUCGCUGGCGGUGGUGCUGGUGGAGCAGGAGCUGGGCUCGCUUGGGGAGGGGGUGUGGCGGGGGCUGAUGGGUGUUGAUACGGAUGAGGAGGGGGGGAGUGAUGGGGGGUUUAGUGGGGAGAGUGAUGGGGGGAGUGAUUGGGGGAGUGAUUGA
Molecule: messenger RNA, 1044 nt
Organism: Chaetomium fimeti
Lineage: Eukaryota; Fungi; Ascomycota; Sordariomycetes; Sordariales; Chaetomiaceae
Exons: 1
Coding region: 1-1044 (347 amino acids)
Source: RefSeq, a predicted model, not a curated record